Molecule: messenger RNA, 852 nt
Organism: Aspergillus wentii DTO 134E9
Lineage: Eukaryota; Fungi; Ascomycota; Eurotiomycetes; Eurotiales; Aspergillaceae
Product: HAD family hydrolase
Exons: 1
Coding region: 56-754 (232 amino acids)
Biological process (GO): dephosphorylation; DNA repair
Molecular function (GO): phosphoglycolate phosphatase activity
Source: RefSeq, a predicted model, not a curated record
CAAUCCAUUUCACCUCUCAACCGCUCAUUAUUAUUCAUUCUAUACAACGAAAAAAAUGUUCAAACUCGCCAUCUUCGACUUUGACGGAACAAUCUUUGACUCGCACGAUGCAAUCACACAUGCCAUCAGCCAGACAUUCACCACGCUAUCCACCCACCAGCCACCAGAAAGCGAAAUCCAUCGCCUAAUUUCCUCCGGCUCAGAUUUGCGUCUAACUCUCACGUCGCUCCAUCCUGAAAAUGCCUCAUUUGACAUGAAUGAGUGGGUGACGAAAUACCGUCAAAUCUACGCUGAAACCAGCGCCACCCGAUCAACGGCGUACCCUGGUGCCGAAGACGUGCUGCAAUUCAUGCAGGCGCAGGGAAUCCCAAUGGCGAUUAUCAGUAACAAGGAUGUUACGGCUGUCAAGGUGGCGCUGGAGCGAGUCGAUCUGUUGAAGUACUUCCCGGAAGCACUUAUCGUGGGUGAUAAUGUUCCUGGGGCUGAGCAGAAGCCCAGCACAGCCAGUUUUAUCAAUGUUCUUCAGCCUGCCAUGAAGAAGGUGUAUGGCGGGGGAUAUAGUGUUGAGGGGAAGGAUGUGUUGAUGGUUGGGGAUACCGUUGCGGAUAUCCAGUUUGCGCGGAACAUUGGGAGUCAAGUUUGUUGGUGUUCGUAUGGACAGGGGAAUAAGGCUGUUUGUGAGAAGCUGGAGCCGGAUCUUACGAUUGAUGCGUUUGUUGAUUUUAUCGGGUUGAUUAGACAAUUGGUUGUUUGAUAUUACUAGUUCAGAGAAACAGGAUAAGAAUUAGAAAUAGUGUCAUAUAGAACAUACAUCAUUUUGACAUAUCGAAUUGAACAGUCGUAACUAUUAUC